AAGCAGCAGUAUGAACAGCUGGAUGAGUCUCUGCAGAUGGCCCACAAUGCACUGCAGUCAUGUGACCAUCAGCUGACCCAGCUGAGGGCGGAGUCAAAGGCGGUGCUCGGUCAGCUGAUCAGCUGGCAGCGGAUCAGAGACGAGCUGCAGGUGUACGUCUCUGACGUACAGGAAGUCAUGCAGAUCAACUUGCUGUCCUUCAACCAAUCAGAGCUGUGUCUGGAGCUCAGGCCACGCCCCUCUCCAGACCAGUCGUCCAAUGAGCCGGAGCCACUGAAGCUGUCAGUCACCUGGAGCCACGACGACCGCUUCACACUGCAGGUGACGGAGGGCCCUGCUGGUCUGGUGGAGGACGGUCUGUCAUGUCGGCGGUCUGAGCUAAGUGCCGCCCUGCUGGAGGUGAUACAGUGUUACCUGGGUCAGUUCCAGCUGCUGUCUGAGAUCCAGAGACUGAGAUCCAGCUUUGCUAUCGACUGGCGUCCUGCUCAGCGUGUGCUGGUCUACCUGAAGUCUGCUCUGCUGGUGGUUCACCUGGAGGUGGAGGACGGAUACCCAACCGCAGGACGAGCACGACUGCUAUCUGUACACAGAGACGGACGACCUGUGGACACAUCUGGACUGAAGCCUCUCAGAUCUGAUCUCUGUCUCACUGACUGGUUGGUGUUCCUCAGCAGCAGCUCUCUGAUCUGACAGACUCUUCAUCACGUCUUUCCUGCUCUUCUUCUGAACUUCCUGUAUUUCUACAAAAUAAAGGUUUUACUCCAACAGA
Anarrhichthys ocellatus (wolf-eel) is the source of this 769-nucleotide messenger RNA. RefSeq lists its product as uncharacterized. The transcript is spliced from 5 exons. Lineage: Eukaryota; Metazoa; Chordata; Actinopteri; Perciformes; Anarhichadidae. The annotation marks the transcript as partial. The record is from RefSeq and is a predicted model, not a curated record.